Phaeoacremonium minimum UCRPA7 is the source of this 27069-nucleotide messenger RNA. RefSeq lists its product as hypothetical. Gene Ontology annotation, biological process: secondary metabolite biosynthetic process; amino acid activation for nonribosomal peptide biosynthetic process. Bases 1 to 27069 code for a protein of 9022 amino acids. The record is from RefSeq and is a predicted model, not a curated record. The transcript has 6 exons. NCBI's taxonomy places the organism in Eukaryota, Fungi, Ascomycota, Sordariomycetes, Togniniales, Togniniaceae. Gene Ontology annotation, molecular function: catalytic activity; phosphopantetheine binding. Gene Ontology annotation, cellular component: cytoplasm.
AUGUCAACGGAGCAGACGCUGCGCGAGCUUUGGGCAGUCACCCUCGGCCUCGAACUCGACGAUAUCAACGACGACAGCAACUUUUUCGAGCUAGGAGGUAACUCCCUCUCUAUUCUGACUCUCCAGGCAGCGGGAUAUGGAGAGGGUCUGGUGAUCGAAUAUGGACAGCUAUUUGAGACCCCAGUGCUACGAGAUCUAGCCGCUGUCGUUCAAAGCUUCGACAAUGAGAUGACACCGGAUGACUCCAGCGAUCACGAGUCAAACAAAGGGAGCCAUGACCUGUCUACGCCUGUGUCUCCACCAUCGGAUUGGUUCCACGAUGACGCUGGUCGGUAUGGUUUCCAGCCAGACGCGAUCGAGGACGCCUUUACUUGCACGCCACUGCAACAGGGUAUGAUGGCCAUGUCAGUCCAGGACAGCAGGAUGUACCGCGCGUGCUACGUUUUCGAGAUCCCGUCUCAUGUUCAUACCGACCGGCUCCAGGAGGCGUGGCGAGGCGUUACUCAAGCAAAUCAGAGUAUGAGGUCAAGGAUUCUCCCGAUCAAGGGUGCCCGAGACAGUAUCCAGAUUGUUCUGAAAGACGAUUUCCACUGGGAGCAUUGUAUAGACUCAGUCGACGGCUUUGCGACGAAUGCGAUGAGGCAGGCUGUGGACUAUACAGCCCCAAUGUCUGCAUUGACAGUCAUAAGUUCCGAAGAGACAGGCGCAAGACACCUUGCAUGGACGGUUCACCACGCGAUCUAUGACGGUUGGGCGCUUCCACUUAUUCUCCAAGAUGUUGACACGCAUUACCACAACAGCACUGUACCGACCAGGGCGCAAUUCAGACUUUUCGCGAGACACCUUCUUCAGGAUGACGAACGAAUGAGCCGGGAGUUUUGGCGAAAGAGGCUGGAGGACUUUGAUCACAUGUCAUGGCCGGCGACGACUAGACUCACCUCCGAGAUUAUUAGCACCGGUCACGCCGAGUCCAUUACCUUGAACACCAGUCGACCAAAGUCCGAAAUCACCUUUGCCACUCUCAUCAAAGCAGCAUGGGGUCUGGUUCUCUCCAACUACUCCCACGCUUCUGAUGUCGUCUUCGGCACUGUAGUUCACGGUCGCAAUCGUCGCCUUCAAGGCAUAACCGAGAUUGUCGGACCAACUAUCGCCACGGUCCCUGUCCGCGUCCAAACCACCAGGGAGCUCGAAGUCGCAGACUUGCUUCAGACGAUCCAACAUCAGGCCGCUGAGGCCACCAACUACGAACAUAUCGGGAUUCAGGAGAUCGCCAAGUUGGGCGAGGGCGCAAAACUGGCCUGCGCAUUUCAGACGCUGCUGGUCGUCCAUACGGCGGUCGAAGAGGAUUUCGCGAACCAGUGCAGUGUCGCAACACUACGAAAAGACCUUAGCCUUCACGACCGAUAUCAUCCAUACGCUCUUGUAAUUGAUGUCUGGGAAGGAGAUGGUAGCGCACGAAUUGAGGGACGAUACGAUGAUAGAAGUCUUCAGGGCUGGGAGGUAGAUCGUGUUCUCCAACAAUUCGCCCACAUUGUUCGACAAUUGAGCAAGGCCGGACCAGGGACUCGACUUGACAGCGUCAAGAAGACUUAUUCAACAGAAGACGAAGCCCUUGUCAGAAGCUGGAAUGCCAUGCAGCCGGUCGUGGUGGACAGAUGUGUCCAUGACCUAAUUGGGGAACAGGUUCUGGCGCGUCCACAGGCGACCGCAGUGGUGUCAACCGACGGCGAACUCACAUACCACGAACUCGACGUCUUAUCAGAUCGUCUUGCAAGUCGUUUAUUCAGUCUCGGGAUUGGCCCGGGAAGCCUGGUACCGCUUUGCUUUGAGAAGUCAAUGUGGCCUGUCGUGGCCAUGAUAGCUGUUCUCAAAUCCGGCGCAGCGUGCGUGCCCACGGUUCCUGAGCAUCCCGAUGCCCGACUAGCAGCCAUCUUGGAGGAUACAGCCGCUUCUGUGGUGUUGGUAUCAGAAGCUCAAGAAGCCCGAUUUGCCGGUCUCGCUAGACAGCCUGCGACAGUAAGCGCCUCAACCUUGCGCUGGCCGGACAAUGUCGCCGAAGAAGAUGAGGCCAGUUCGCAAUCGCCGAAGGUCACCUGUUCAGUACAGCCUAGCGAUGUCGCGAUCGUUAUCUUUACGUCAGGAAGUACAGGUAGGCCCAAGGGCGUGCUAUUGGACCACCGCGCUCUGUGUACGAGUAUGUCUGCGCACGGCGAGGUGCUGGCUAUUGGACCUACAUCCCGUAUUCUUCAAUUUGCUGCCUUCAGCUUCGAUAUCAGCUUACAGGAUAUCCUCACUACUCUUACCCGGGGAGGUUGCAUUUGCAUGCCCUCAGAAAACGAUCGCUUGAAUAAUCUCGCCGGGGCUAUCAACGACAUGAACGUCAACUGGGCCGGCCUUACCCCAACAGUCGCUAUGCUUCUCGAGCCCGAAGCCGUUCCGACGCUCAAAACUCUUGUCCUAGCAGGAGAGGCAGCAACGACAAACGUUAUCGACCGGUGGAGUAACGCAGUGUCUCUCCAUAACUGCUAUGGUCCGGCCGAGAGUACAAUCUAUUGCGCAUGGCAGGGUGAUCUUGGGCGCGGUCGCCACCCGGCCGAUAUAGGAAGGGGUCUAGCAACCAGACUAUGGGUUGGUGAUGUUGAAGAUUACACCUCUCCGGCACCGGUGGGUGUCGUGGGUGAGCUAUUGGUACAUGGCCCGACGCUUGCUCGUGGAUACUUGAACAACGACAGUCAGACGGCAACAGCAUUUCCGCUGGCACCUAGUUGGAUCACAGACUUUCAGCCUGAGGGCCCUCAUAUCCAAGGCCGGGUCUAUCGCACAGGUGACCUGGUGCGUUAUACAAAGGAUGGAUCACUGGUCUACAUGGGACGCAAGGACACCCAGAUCAAGAUCAGAGGCCAACGUGUGGAGCUGGGUGAAGUUGAGCAUGCCAUUACUACAGCCACUCAAAGCAAUCAAGACCUUGAGUGGGCACGCGUGGCUGUCGAUGCAGUGCGUACAGAUCGCGGUCAGCUUCUAGUGGCCUUCCUCGAAGAACCUCACAGCCAUGGAACAAGAAGCGAACCGUCGCAGGAGAACUUGGCUCAAGGAUCGACUGAGCUACUUCCAGCUUCCAAAGAGUUCAGCGACAAAUGCCAGACCCUCAAGGCUGGUCUCGUGACGAGACUCCACAACUAUAUGAUACCACAAGCUUUUAUUCCAGUAGGUCUCAUGCCUCUGAACGCUUCCAGGAAAAUCGACCGUCGCAAGCUUCAAGAGUGGGCUGGUGCUUUGGACCCCCAAGACCUCGCCGCUUACACGCAGGCCGCUCGAUCGCGAGACAAGAGAGAACCGGCGACUGAUAUGGAGCGUCAACUUCUCGACCUUUGCAAAGAGAUCCUACAACUUCCGUCGGAAUGGAUCGGCGCGGACAGCGACUUCUUCGAGAUUGGCGGAGACUCUGUUGAUGCUAUGCGUCUCGUGGCUGCUGCUGGAGAGGUCGGCCUAUCUUUGACAGUCGGUCAGGUUUUUAAGAACUCAAGGAUCUCUCUAUUGUCUCAGGACAUUGAGAGUACUUCUUGUGGCGAGGCAGCGAUGAGGAACCGCGUGGAUAUGGAGCCUUUCGCAUUGCUUACGACUACUGACAGCGAUGACCGCGAAGCGGUGCUGGAGGACGCUGCACGACAAUGCGGUGUCUCCGUUUAUUCGAUCGAGGAUAUCUAUCCCUGUACACCCUUACAGGAGGGUCUGAUGGCUUUGUCUGAGAAACAUCCCGGAGCGUACAUGGCUCAUUGGACAUUUCAACUUGACCCUAGUGUCGACUCACGACGCCUAAGCGAAGCGUGGGCUCGUACGGUGAAGAAACACAGCAUUCUACGGACGCGGAUUAUCUACUUACAAGGGCAUGGACCAAUGCAAGUGGUGGUAGAUGAAGCGCCGAUAUGGAAUGAAAGCCGUGAAGGAGGUAAAGAGGCGUACCUUUCUCAUGCCAACGCGGAAGUCAUGGGUUAUGGCACCGCCUUGAGCCGCAUCGCUCUGGUAUCAGACAAAUUUACAGAGCCCGAGGCCACUCUAUGUUUAGUCUGGACAGCUCACCACGCGACCUACGACGGCUGGUCCGUCGACCUAUUAACAAAAGACCUUCAAAAGGCAUACGAAGCGGGAUCCGCGGCCCGGAUUCAGGCGGACGAUGCCUUAACCACACCGUUCUCGCACUUCAUCAGACAUCUUACCAAUGUAGGAAAUCCUGAAGACAAGAUCGCUACCGAUAAUUACUGGCAUCAACGACUACAAAGCUGGAGCGGAUCAUCCUUCCCCAGACUCCCUUCAGCAGGAUACCAAUCGCGAACGAAUCAAGCGCUGCGACACCAACUUCUCUCACCAAGGUCAGCUGUCGCUGGUGUGACCCGCGCAUCGGUAUUGCAGGCAGCUUGGGCACUGGUUAUGUCACGACAGACCGGAUCGGAUGAUGUCGUAUUCGGUUCGAUUCUUAGCGGUAGGAAUGCGCCAUUGGCAGGGAUUGCGCAAGUCGUUGGUCCAACGAUUACAACAGUGCCCUUGCGAAUCCAGCUCUCAGCAACAGCAACUGUUCAUGAAUUCCUACAAGGGAUCCAAGAACGGGCUACUGAUAUGAUUCCGUUUGAACAAGCUGGUCUUCAUCGAGUCAAGUCGCUUAGUUCAGACGCACUGGAGGCUUGCGGGUUCCAAACUCUCUUGGCUAUCCAGCCCGCAGAGAAGCCAGAGGAGAAGAACGGGGCAGCCAUUUCAGCGCCACACCUCGAGGAUACCGCUUCACUCGGCUUCCACACCUAUCCUCUCUCUAUUGAGUGUUCUAUCGGCGACGACAUCGUGGACGUUGAAGUCCAGUACGACGAUGCCGUGUUAUCAAGGGGAGAAGUGGCUCGCUUGGUCGAGCGGUUUGCGCACGCUUUGCAGCAGCUGACGUGUGAAACUCCGGAAACCAUAUGCGUUGGUGAUCUGAGCACUUUCAGUCCAGAGGAUGCAGCCCAGGUGCAACAAUGGAACGCCUCUUCAUCGCCGACGGUAGUAGAAGAUUGCAUUCAUGAAGUCAUCAGGCGAGUGGCACAUACACGCCCCGAGGCAGCUGCAGUGUCCGCCUGGGAUGGCAAGAUUACGUAUCGCGAGCUGGAUGAACUUUCAGACCGCUUGGCCACGCAUCUUUUGAGCCUGGAUGUCGAAGUCGGCGACAUGGUGCCGCUGUGCUUCGAGAAGACCCUCUGGGCGCCCGUGGCCAUGCUCGCUAUCCUCAAAACCGGAGCCUCAUUCGUGCCGCUAGAUGAGGCUACGCCUGCGAAGCGACUGGAGGUUAUAAUCAAGGCAACUAAGGCUCGAGUCUUCGUUGUUUCCCCUGAAACGCGAAGCAAGAUGGCAGCGAACGGUAUCUCUGACGUUCGGUUUGUUUCAGUCUCCGAGGAGCUCAUGUCGACACUGCAGGACCUCAAGGCUCCGGAAGUGCCUGCUAAUCCUACAGGUGUGGCUUAUGUGAUUUUCACAUCUGGUUCUACAGGCGUUCCGAAAGGCGUGAUGAUUGAGCACCGAUCUUACUGCACAAGCGCUGAAGCGCACGGAAAGGCCACCCUUAUGGAUGAGAACACUCGAGCUCUUCAAUUCUCUUCUUAUGCCUUCGAUGCCGCUCUUCACGAGGUCUUGACGACGAUUAUGUUUGGCGGUACGAUUUGCAUACCCAGUGAAGAGGAUCGUCUCAAUAAUAUGCCUGACUUUGUUCGGAGCAGAGGGGUCAACUGGGUCAUCCUCACACCCUCGGUAAUUCGCCAGUAUUCUCCAUCGCAGAUGCCAGGGCUAAAGACUGUUGUGCUGGUCGGUGAGGCCAUGGGCGAAGAUGAGUUGCAGUGGUCUAGCAUUGCCACACUGAUCAACGCAUACGGACCAAGCGAGUGCACCGUGGCAACGACCGCGAACGCAGAGGUGAUCAAAAGAGGAAACCCCCGCAACAUUGGUCGACCCAUCGGUUGUAUCGGAUGGGUAGCCCAUGAGGAGGAUCCAGAGAAGCCUGCUCUGGUAGGCACUGCCGGCGAGCUGCUUGUUCAGGGGCCAACUCUGGCCAGGGGCUAUCUCAAUGAUGUAGAGAAGACGGCGAGUGCGUUCGUCAAUAGGCCUCGUUGGAUAGCCGAUCUUCAAGACGUCGACAAAGCAUGGGACAGAGUAUAUCGUACGGGCGACUUGGUUCGAUACGAAACCGAUGGCUCACUCGUAUACGUCGGCCGUAAAGACACACAGGUCAAGGUAAGAGGCCAGCGCGUGGAGCUUGCCGAAAUUGAACAUCAUCUCGAAGCAGAUGAGCGUGUCGACAUAGGAGUGGUUCUCCUGCCGAAGAAGGGUCAGCUUACAGGCAAGGUGACGACCGUACUGUCUCUCGCUACAUGCGAAGAAGAACAGGAACAACCCAACAAGAUCACAACCCAGGACGAAUCACAUGAUGCAUCCGAGAAGAACGGCCUCACUCUGCUCGAGGUGCAAGGAACGAAGGGCGCGAAAGAGUCCCGGGCCGCCACGCUCAAGGUACGGGAAGGGAUCGCUGGCAAGUUACCCUCCUUCAUGGUGCCCACUGCCUGGCUAGUGGUUCGUUCCAUACCUUUAAACACUUCCGGCAAGCUGGACCGAGCUCGGAUCUCCCGCUGGGUGGACGAGUUGCAGGAAGAGGAUGCGAGGACCGCGAUUAUCAACGACAACGUCGACCCCGAGGACCCUGCUGGACAUGCAGUCACACAGAUCGAGAAAACACUUCAACAGAUGUGCGCCGAGAUUUUAGCGUUGCGUGUCGAGCAGGUAUUCAUGGCGAAGUCGUUCCUCGGUCUCGGCGGCGAUUCAAUUACUGCGAUACAGCUGGUCUCACGUUGCCGGGCACAGUCACUAGGCAUUUCUGUCAAGGAUAUCCUCAACAGCCGAUCGCUCUCGCAGUUGUCAUUGCAUGUCAAGACUCUCACUGAGUCUAGGGUGCCGCGCGACGAACCUUUUGGCAAGCCAUUCGCGCUGUCGCCUAUGCAGCAGCACUUCUUCGGAAUCAAUGAUGGCGGCAAAACAACUGCCUCAGGGAGGUUCAACCAAAGCUUCCUCUUGCGCCUCACGCGACAUAAAGAGGCUAGAGAUGUGGCAGGAUCAGUCGAGGCAUUGGUCAGCUAUCACUCAAUGUUGCGUUCUCGAUUCAGUGCCAGCGAGAUCGCUGAAGAAAGCCCCCAAGCGUGGACUCAGAUGGUCUUGCCUGAGGUACAAGGCACCUUUGCUUUCAAUGUGCAUCGUGUUGCUGAGACUUCGCAAAUGGCUCCGAUCAUAGCUGAGACGCAGUCGCACAUCGACAUUGAGAACGGCCCGAUUUUUGCAGUUGACCUCUUCGAAACUAAACAAGACAUACAACUCGAGGGACACACUUCGCAGCAGUGGCUUUUCCUUGUCGCCCAUCACCUCGCCCUUGACAUGGUCUCUUGGCGUGUACUCCUACAACAGCUCGAGGAGCUUUUGGAGUCCGACAGGCUUUUGGCAGAUCGACCAAUCCCUUUCCAGGUCCUAACGAAUAUGCAAAAGGACUAUGCUGUUGAGAACCUGGCUCCCGAAGAUGCGAUUCCAUUCACUCUGCUGCCACCGGACCUGGAUUUCUGGGGAAUGCAAGGCAGACGAAACACUUGGGGUGACGCGGCUAUCCUCGACUUCAAAAUGGAUAAGGAGGUAACUGAGCUGCUGCUUGGAGAUUGCAACGCUCCGUUCAACACUGAACCUGUCGAUCUCUUGAUAGCUGGGCUUCUGUUCUCUUUCCAAAGAGUAUUUACGGAACGUGAAACAUCGCUCCCAACGCUUUUCAACGAAGGCCAUGGUCGAGAGGUAUGGGACCAGGAAGUCGAUGCGUCUGGCACCGUCGGAUGGUUCACGACGAUGCGUCCUGUGGCAUUGACCAUUGCCGGACAGGGCGAAGAUACCAUUAUUGAGGCAUUGCGACGAGUCAAAGACAUGAGAUGCCAGACACCCAGAAACGGCUGGGACUACUUCGCAAGCAGAUACAUGCACCCUCGUGGCCGGGAGGCAUUUGGUCCAGCCGGCGUGGUUGAGAUCAUGUUCAACUAUAUGGGGCGUUUCCAACAGCUCGAACGUGAGGAUGCACUUCUUCAGCCUGUUGCACGUGUGGGCGAUUUCGAACGAGCCGACAUGGGUCCCGAUGCACCUCGUCUAGGAAUCUUCGAUGUCUCAGCAUCGGUAGAGGACGGUCGCGCCGCCCUCAGCAUUGUAUACAAUAAGACGGCUCGCCACUUCCCACGUGUUGUCAAGUGGGCUCAAGAGUACGAAAGGACACUAUUGACGAUGGCCCAGCUCCUCCCGAACCGUCCUCGCGAAUACACAAUUAGCGACCUGCCGUUGCUCAAGCUGUCCGAUGCUGGUCUUCGCCGGUUAGUCCAGGAACGGCUGCCAGCAAUUGGAGUCACAGAAAUCGACAACAUCGAGGACAUCUAUCCAUGUUCUCCGGUACAGCACGGCAUCCUAAUGAGCCAGGCUAAGAAUCAAGGCCAGUACCAGACCAAGUUCUCGUUCGAAGUCACCAGCGCUACUGGAAAGGUUGAUGUGGCUAGGCUUGAGCGGUCUUGGCUGGCCACGGUGAAGCGCCACCCGAUGCUACGGACUCUCUUCGUCGAUGGAGCGACCGCAGACGGAUACUUUUCCCAAGUAGUGCUCAAAGAGGUUGAGGCCACUGUGAGGCGGUCUUCGAGUCCCAUCCUAAAUGGAGCAAGCCAUCAUAUGGAGAGUGAAGAUGGCAGCUCUCAACACAGUCCAUCUCGAUCAAACCACCGAUUCUGGAUCAACGAGGGCGAGGAUGGUCGGGUUAUCUGUCAGCUGGACAUCAGCCAUGCUAUGAUCGACGGCGCUUCGCUACCUGUCCUGUUCAAAGACCUUGCCAGAGGAUAUCAAGGCGACCUUCCGGCCAAUCACGGAGCUCUCUACCGCAACUUCAUUGAGUACCUAUCCAUUAAAGGUGCUGAGUCCGCCACAACAUUUUGGAACGAACGGCUCGCUGGGCUUGAACCAUGUCUUUUCCCCUGCCUAAAGGAUGUCCAGUCAGACAAGGCAGUAUCUGCGGGUGAGCAGCAUGAGUUGCGCACAAUCCAUCUGGAUAUGAAUGGCAUCGCGACCCAAGUCUGGGAAUUCUGCACCGCUAACGAUUUCACCGUCUCAAACAUUGUACACGCCGCGUGGGCUGUCAUUCUCCGCCUCUACACGGGCUCAGAGGAUGUCUGCUUUGGCUACUUAACCUCAGGUCGUGACGUACCUGUACCUGAAGUUGAGAGCACUGUAGGACCAUUCAUCAACAUGCUGACAGCUCGUCUUGCCGUUCAGCCUGGUGCUACUCUGAACAGCAUUGCGGCGGCGAGCAAACAAUCCCACGUCCAAGCACUUCCGCAUCAGACCUGCGCCUUAGCCGAUGUGCAGCAUGGCCUCGGCCUGGCAGGACGGGCUCUCUUCAACACGGCCAUUUCUCUGCAAGCCCGUCUCGUCGAAAAUGAAUCUCAACAGUCGGAACUUAGCUUCAAAAGCAUUUGCGGUCAUGACCCAACGGAGUAUGACAUUACCCUGAACAUUGGCGUGCAACCUGGGGCCCUUUCCGGAAAUAUCAAGUAUUGGGCUUCCACCAUGGCGGAGAGCCAGGCUACUAGCAUGGUCGAAGCAUUCCUGACCGUUUUGCGUGCAGGCGUAACUAACCCAGACUGCGACAUUGCUAUGCUUGACAAGAUAGGGGAUCAGGACAAGAGCCUGGUCAAGUCGUGGAACAGCAAUCUACCCAUUCAGGUUGAUGAAUGCGUUCACCAACGAAUCGAGGCUCGGACUAUUCAAAGUCCGGAUGCUGAGGCCGUCUGCGCAUGGGACGGCGAGCUUACAUACGCCCAAUUAGAGCACUGGUCUUCUCGUCUCGCCCGCCAUCUCGUUAAUCUCGGCGUCGGCCCAGAGGUUUCCGUCCUGGUGUGUCUUGAAAGGUCAUUAUGGACGCCAGUGGCUGUAUUAGCAGUCCUCAAGGCCGGUGGCGUGUUCGUCCCGUUAGACCCAAAACUUCCCCAAAAGCGAAUGCAGGACAUUGCCAAGCGAGCAGGCGCCCGUCUCGGCUUGACAGAUGAGGCCACAGGUCCCAAGGUUUCCAUGAUGCAGCCAUCAGCUUCUCCAACGACUAUCGGCCGUGCUAUUGGCAGUGUAUCAUGGAUUGCCGACAUGGAUGGCCCCGGCUCUCUAGUCCCAGUCGGUGCUAUUGGAGAGCUGUUGAUUCAAGGGCCAAUUGUCGGUCGUGGGUACCUGGAUGACAACGAGGCGACAGCAACAGCAUUCUUGCAAGCCAGUGUACUGUCAAAUAUGGACGAGUCGCAUGCCAUCACUAACCGGGUCUAUCGAACAGGUGAUCUCGUUCGAUACCGAGAAGACGGAUCCAUUAUAUAUGUGGGACGCAAAGGAAACCAGGUGAAGCUUCGAGGACAGCGAAUCGAGCUUGAUGAAGUCGCCCACAAGGUGGAGGAGCUGUGGGAUGGCACAGGCCCUAUCGGGCGCGCUGUCGCCCAGGUCAUCACCCCCUCAAGUCGCUCAAACACCCAGAUCCUGGUCGCAUUUGUCCAAGUGCACUUGAACAGAGAACAAGAAGGAAGGCAGGGAUCUGACGAUUGGGUUGCUGACCUCUGGCCAACCUACCAUGAUGAAAUCGCAAGGCUGCAGAUCCGAAUGGCAAACGAUCUUCCGCAAUACAUGAUACCACAGGUUGUUAUCCCUGUUCACUCCUAUCCGAUAACAGCGAAUGGAAAGCUCGACUACCGUGCUCUACGAGACCGGGGUAACAGCCUCAAUGCUGAGGAGCUUGCAGCUUACAGUCGUCGUGUUGGAGACGGCAAACGUGAACCAUCGACAAACACAGAGCGACAGAUCCAGAGGCUUUGGGAGGCGACCCUUCAACUGCCUUCGAACUCUGUAGGAUUAGAUGAUCACUUCUUCCAACUGGGUGGCGAUUCCGUUGACGCAAUGCGUCUGGUAGCGUCUGCAGCCGAGACAGGAAUCGCCCUGACCGUCGCCCAGGUAUUCCGUAUGCCACGGCUUCACCAGCUGGCUCAAGCGUAUGAUGAGUCGGACGCUGUGCCUUCUCUAGUUACAGACGCAGUAGAACCCUUUGCCCUGCUUGGGGUAGUAGAAGAUGACGAACGUGCCGUUCUUGUGGCUGAGGCAGCCCAGCAGUGCGGUGUACCGGUUGAGUCGGUAGAAGACAUGUACCCGUGUACUCCCUUGCAGGAGGGUCUGAUGGCUCUCGCCGAAAAGGAGCCUGGCUCUUACACGGCCCAGCACGUCUUCCGUCUAAGCCCAGGGGCUGACCCGGAGAGAGUCAAGGCGGCUUGGAUGCAAUGUGAGGCCUCUUGUGAGAUUCUGCGUACAAGGAUCGUGUACGUGGAAGGCUGUGGCCAAUUCCAAGUGGUGUUAUCACCAGAAGAUCCAUCGUGGCAAGAGCAACAGGAGCUGCAGACAUACUUGCAAGGAGACAAGAAGAAGUCCCUAGGCUACGGGACGCCAUUAAGCCGAGUUGCGAUCGUCUCUGAAACCGGGGACAACUUCUUCGUGUGGACUGCCCAGCAUGCUGUCUACGAUGGGUGGUCUUUCAAACUCGUACAGCAGCGACUUGAGGAAGCCUACAAGAACGCCCCAUUGGAGCCGCUAGUCCCCUUUUCACGCUUCAUCAGUCACAUCACAAGAACUGAAGGUGAUGUUGCGUCUAAGGGUCAAGAUUUCUGGCUUCAACAGCUCGAGGGUUGGAGCGGUGCAACCUUCCCGUCGCUGCCAUCGGCGACAUACCAACCACGGACUAAUCAAUCAGUACGACAUGAGGUCCCCGUGAGAGAUUGCAUUAUCCCUGGCAUCACUCAGGCCUCAGUCCUAAGGACGGCUUGGGCAAUCGUCUUGUCACGCCAGACAGGGUCGGAUGACGUUGUCUUUGGUUCAGCAAUCAGUGGACGUAACGCGCCGGUCCCAGGUAUCUCUAGAAUUGCCGGACCAACAAUUACCACGGUUCCGUUCCGCAUACACGUCGAACAGAACAUUUCUCUCGCAGAUUUUCUGAAGCAGGUCCAAGGGCUCGCUACGGAGACGAUCCCUUUUGAACAAGCUGGCCUACAGCGCAUCCAGUCACUCAGCACAGACGCGAAAGAGGCAUGCCGAUUCCAGAACUUGCUCGCAAUUCAGCCAGCUGAUAAGAAUGACGACGGCGACACACAAGAUGCGGCUUUGAUACCGAAUUUCGAUGCCGCCGACCUGUCCGGUUUCCAUACCUAUGGCUUGGUGGUGGAGGCUCGACAAAGACAUGCCAUGAUCGAGUUCGAUGCUCAGUACGAUGAAGCUGUUCUAUCGAAUUGGGAGGUAAAGCAGCUACUGGAUCAGCUCGUUCAUGUUAUCCGUCAGAUGGCGGGUGGUGAAGCCGAGGCUUCGAUUCGCGACAUGGACACUUUCACUCCUGAAGACGCACAGCUUGUGCACCAAUGGAACACAACUCUUGAGCCGCGGUCCCUGGAGGUGUGCGUUCACGACUUAAUUAGAGAGCAGGUCACAGCACGUCCGGAAGCAGAGGCCGUCACGACGAAGGAUGCCACGCUGACCUAUGGCCAAUUGGACGAGCUCUCCAGCCGAUUGGCCGCUCACCUCAUCAAUCUUGGUGUUACGACCGGUUCAUUAAUUCCUCUCUGUUUCGAGAGAUCUCAAUGGGUAGUGGUAUCUAUGCUAGCAGUUCUCAAGGCCGGUGCAGCUUUCGUACCGCUUGACUCUGCGGUUCCUCUUAGGCGUUUAGAGCAGAUCGUCGAUGCGACUGGUUCUUGGCUCGCCCUAGGGAGCCCCAACAAGCGGGAGCUGUUGACGAGUGCCAUCCGUGUUGUGGUUGAUGUGUCGAACGAGGCGGUAAAAGAGUGGCCAUCAGCCACUGAUUCGACUACAUUGCUCUCAGCUACGCUGCUUUCAACACCAUCAGACGUUGCGUACGUUAUGUUCACCUCAGGAAGCACCGGAAAACCUAAAGGUGUGGUGAUGGAGCAUCAAGCGGCUAGUUCAAGUCUGAAAGCCCACGGAGAGACUAUGCAUUUCGGACCUGACACCAGGGCAUUGAACUUUGCCUCUUUCGCCUUCGAUGCAAGCAUCACAGAGAUACUGACAACGCUUGUUCACGGAGGAUGUGUCUGCAUCCCGUACGAGGAGGAGCGGUUAAGCCAUCUCGUUGAGACCAUCAACUCCUUCCAGGUCAACUGGGCCCUCUUUACACCAUCUGUGGUCACCCUCCUGGUCCCUCAAGAGGUUCCCAGCCUCAAAACGUUACUUCUCGGUGGAGAAGAGGUUAAGAAGGAUAAUAUUGAAGUUUGGGCCGACCACGUGAAUCUGGUCAACGCUUAUGGCCCUACAGAGGCCUGCGUUAUGUGCGUUUCAACGCCUCUCAAGCGCACACAUGGGCGGUCAGAUACCAUUGGGAAGGCUCUCGGAUCGAAAGCCUGGGUCGUCAAUUUGGGCAACGACACACAACUAGCCCCAAUUGGGAGCGUUGGUGAGUUGUGGAUAGAGAGCCCGCAGCUUGCUCGUGAAUAUCUUGGAAAUCCAGAGGCUACAGCCAAGGCCUUUGUGACAGAUCCUCUGUUCUUGCGCGGAUCUGGAAGAGGCCGACGACUGUAUCGCACAGGAGACCUGGUUCGGUAUAACGGUGAUGGGUCCUUGAGGUAUGUCGGUCGCAAAGAUGCCCAGGUUAAGGUACGAGGACAACGUGUAGAGCUCGCCGAAAUUGAGCAUCACUUGUGUGCGCGAGACGAAGUGGCCACGGGCAUGGUCCUCUUCCCCAAAACUGGUCCACUCAAGGGCAAGGUGACAGCCGUCAUCUCCUUGAAUCUCAACAGUCACAGCGAUCAGGAAUCAGGCAAUGGCCUGAGUCUGCUUGAAGGGAAGAGACUCUCAGAAGGCCAAGGCUUAGCGCUACAGAUAAGUCUCGCUCUUGAAAGCCUUCUGCCAUCGUUCAUGGUCCCCGCAGCUUGGCUUGUGGUGGAAGCUGUCCCAUUGACUACAUCUGGCAAAAAGGAUCGGCUCCAAAUCUCAAACUGGGUGGCUGGUCUGGAUCAGUCUACGGCACAAGCCUCACUCCUCGGGUCAGAGGAUGGCUCAAGCCCGGGUGACAAGAGAGCGACAGCGAAUGCGGCAACAGCAGCUGAGCAAAUACUGCUGCAGGGUUGUACCGAGGUCCUUAAUCUCGCGAGCGACAAGGUCUCGAUGUCACGGUCCUUUUUGAGUCAAGGCGGCGAUUCAAUUACAGCAAUGCAGCUCGCUUCAAAAUGCCGGACAAGAGGUAUGCGUGUAAGCGUACAGAAUAUCCUACGCAGCCAAACACUGUCACAGCUGGCUAUGCAUAUGGGCGUAGUUGAGGAUUCCCAUGUGCCGCGAGACGAGGCGUUCAAUGAGGCGUUUGACCUAUCCCCGAUACAACAGUUGUAUCUCGGACUCAGCGAAGAGUCAAUCUGCGAGCGAUUCAACCAAAGCUUCUUCGUUCGUUUAACCCGAAGAAAGGAGACACACAAAGUAGCACAUGCUGUGGACGCUUUGGUCAGGCAGCAUUCCAUGCUACGUGCGCGGUUCAGCAAAAACAGCUCUGGUCAGUGGCAGCAGACGAUUACGACCGAGGUGCAGACAUCUUCUGCAUUCACCUGCCAUGACGUGCCACAGGACGACGCUACGACAGAUCAUAUACGGUCCAUCAUCCAAGCCAGCCAGUCUCGCGUCAACCCCCAAACAGGACCUCUCUUUGUAGUUGACCUCAUCAACAUCAACGGCGUUGACGAUCCGGCCACAGAUGGUGACUGUGCGUCUUACCAAGUUCUCUCUCUGAUCGCGCACCAUCUAGUCGUCGAUCUUGUCUCCUGGAGAGUCAUUCUGCAGCAGCUUGAGGACCUAUGUGAGACCGGCAAGUUAUCGGUCGACCGUCCGGUUCCCUUCCAGGUCUGGAACAAUCUACAAAGGCAACAUGUCGAAGGCUUAACCCCCGAGUCAACCCUCCCGUUCACGUUGCCGCCUUGCGAUUUGGAGUUCUGGGGGCUGCAAGACCAACGGAAUGUAUGGGGGGAUGUACAAUCUGUCAGCUUCAGCCUUGGUCCGGCCGUCACAGAGCUUCUCCUUGGCAACUGCAACAACGCAUUCAACACUGAGCCAAUCGAUCUGUUCACGGCUGCUCUGUUGCGAUCCUUCCAAGAGACGUUCCCAGAUAGGGAUACGUUACCUACUGUCUUCAACGAGGGCCACGGCCGAGAGACGUGGGAUCCAGCUAUUGAUCUCGCAGGAACAGUGGGCUGGUUCACCGCAAUGAGGCCCGUGGCUGGGGCCUCAGAGACAGCAAAUGACCUGAUUGCACUGUUGUGCAAGGUAAAGGACAUUCGCCAUACAACACCGAGCAAUGGCUGGGCGUAUUUCACAAGCCGAUUUCUACACCCACGUGGUGUUGAGGCGUUUGGCGGAGCGCGAAGGCUAGUAGAAAUUGUCUUCAACUAUCUCGGACGAUUCCAGCAAUUGGAGCGUGAUGAUUCCCUCUUCAGAGAGGAAGCGCGAGUUAGCAGCCCCGAGGUUUCUGAUAUGGGCGCCACCACACCUCGUAUGAGUGCUCUCGACGUUUCUGCGCUAGUCACUGAGGGCCGUACGAACCUCAGCAUCUCGUAUAACAAGCAUGCCCGCCAUGGCGAUCGCAUUUCUAUCUGGGCCAGAAAUUUCGAGAAAGCCCUGACUACGCUGUCAGAGGUGCUUCCUACCCAGAAGCGUCAAUACACCAUCAGCGAUCUGCCUCUUCUCAACCUCACAGCAGUUGGAUUGAAGCGCCUAGCCGAGAUCAGACUUCCGGGGAUCGGCAUAGAGAACCUUGACAGUGUUGAGGAUGUAUACCCAUGCUCGCCAGUGCAACAGGGUAUUUUGGUUAGCCAGUCUAAGACGGCUGGCCACUAUGAUACGCAGUUCGCUUUCGAAAUAUACAGCAAGUCUGGGGUAGACCUUGGUAAGAUUCGAGCAUCCUGGCAAGCUGUUGUAAAUCGACACUCAAUCCUACGGACUGUCUUCAUUGACGGCGUCUCACCUGACGGUACCUUCGCACAGGUUGUGCUCAGGCAUGUGAGCGCGAAUGUGGUGGAGGAAGCAGCUGGAGACGACAAAAUCCUAGAGCAUGGAGAUGAAGUAAUGUCAGCCCGUGUGGCUCAGCCAGCACAUCGACUGGUUGUUUAUAGGUCAGAUGAAGGCAACAUGCAAUGCCGGCUCGAGAUCAACCAUGCUCUCGUUGACGGUGCUUCCAUGACCAUCCUCCUCCAUGAUCUUGCACUCGCCUGCUCUGACAGCCUUCCACAAGAUAGUGGAUCAGCGUACCGCGACUACAUCUCCUAUCUUACGGCACACGACCCCGUCUCCUCUCAAGAGUACUGGGCUAAAUCCCUCGCUGGACUUGAGCCGUGUCACUUUCCUCGCUUGGCUGAGGCAGUAAAGACAAACAACGCAACAGAGACACAGUUACACACCGUUAACCUCGAUAGCAGCGAUCUUUCUGGCGCUAUUCAGGCAUUCUGCUUAGCCAACGAUGCGACAGUCUCGAAUGUUAUUCAUGCAGCGUGGGCGAUGGUUCUUCGCACCUAUACAGGCUCAAAGGACGUCUGCUUCGGGUACCUUACCUCUGGCCGCAACAUCCCAGUGAAUGGGGUUGACAAGAUCGUCGGUCCGUUUAUGAACAUGGUGACAGCCCGGCUCCCGGUUGAGGCCGGCACUACGAUGCGCGCAUUGUCACAUGACGUCGGUAGCGAAUCUCAGGACCAAGAUGUCUAUUGCCGGAGUACAGGAGGUUACGAUCCGACGGAGUUCGACAUUACGGUCAAUAUCGGUGUCGCUGCCGGCUCCGUCUCUGGCAACAUCAAGUUUUGGACCUCUGUAAUGUCGGACAACCAAGCCGCCAGCCUAGCAGACCACUUCGUUACAGUAUUACGCAACGCAACUGCUAGCCCAGAUCAAGACAUCACCGCCAUAGAGAAGAUCGGCACCGGCGAUAAGGUAGUUAUAGCUUCCUGGAACCAACGAAUCCCCGAACACGUACAAGGGUGUGUUCAUCAGCAAAUCGAAAUACACGCAACAGUGAGUCCUGACUCCGAAGCCGUCUGCGCAUGGGACGGUUCUCUCACCUACGCACGCCUGGACAAUCUUGCUACUCGUUUGGCCCAUCGCUUGAUCGAACUCAACGUUGGCCCGGAGGUGGCCGUCAUGAUCUGCUUGGAAAGAUCCCUGUGGGUGCCGGUGGCUAUACUGGCCGUGCUCAAGGCCGGUGGUGUAUUUGUUCCGUUGGAUCCCGAUGUACCCUUGAAGAGAAUGCAAGAAAUCGCGAAGAGGGCUGGCAUCACCGUUGGUCUCGCCGACAGCUCCACUAGGCCGAAGGUUGCCUCGUCCGUUGACACAGCCCUGAGCCUGACAGAAGAGGUUUUAUCUUCUGUUGAAUCACCCAUCGUGACCGAUGUGAAGCCCACAAAUGCGGCCUACAUGAUCUUCACGUCUGGUAGCACAGGUGUUCCGAAGGGUGUUGUUAUUGAGCAUUACAACAUCGCCUCAAGCGCUAUGGCCCAAGGCAAGGCCAAAGAUAUCGGACCAGACUCAAGGGUCUUCCACUUUACCUCUUUGUCCUUCGACGUCUCCUUGGCUGAGAUCAUCACCACCUUAACAUGCGGUGGAUGCAUUUGCAUACCUCCAGAGACAAGAAACCUCCCUAGCAUAGCCAACGCUGUCGCUGACCUACGGGCCAAUUGGGCUUUUUUCACUCCCUCCGUUGUGGCGACAUUGAAGCCCGAGGACUUCGGUUCCCUCAAGACAUUGGCGGUAGGAGGAGAGGCUAUAACAGCCAAGAUUGUGGAGGAAUGGGGUUCAAAGGGCUUCUCUCUCAUCAACUCCUAUGGACCAACCGAGACGUGCAUUUUCUGCAUGUCAAAUAAAAUCGAGUCUUCCUCGGAUUCCUCGACAUCAAUCGGCCGGUCGAUCGGAAGUGUAGCAUGGGUUGGCGAUACCGACAAUGCUGCUUCGUUGGUCCCCAUUGGAGCGAUAGGAGAGCUCUUGAUCCAGGGUCCUAUCGUCGGACGCGGCUACUUGGGUGACAGCGAGACCACUUCCAACGCCUUCUUGAGCGCUACAACUAUCCCAGAGAUUGGACAGCCAGCUCUUCCCUAUCGUGUAUACCGGACUGGAGAUCUUGUUCGGUAUCGAGGAGACGGCACAAUUACGUACUUGGGCCGCAAGGGAAGCCAGGUCAAGUUACGAGGGCAGCGUCUCGAGCUUCAAGAGGUGGCAAGUCAGAUUGAGACUUUGUGGAUCAGGGCUAUUCGUGCUGUUCCCGAUGUUAUUGCACCGUCUGAUCGUCCAGAUCAUCCUCUCUUGGUUGCCUUUGUUGCGGUUGAUGUCCCAGGCGACAAGGAUACAACUGAGGGCAAGGUGACCCAACCUGUUGUUUCUUCAGGUCCUGCAUGGCUGGCCCCAUUGUGGCCUGACUUCCACGAAGAAACGGCUAGGCUUCAAGCAGAGAUGGCAGAGGUGGUACCUCGGUACAUGAUUCCCCAGGCUUUCAUCCCAGUGCAAUGGCACCCACUCUCUGCUGCAGGUAAGCUCGACAACCGCAGUUUACGAGCUUGGGCAACAGGCCUUACCGCUGAAGCUCUCGCAAGCUACGGCCGGUCAAAGGUCACGAGACGUGAGCCUGUUUCUGAGGCAGAGAAGGUCAUGCAGGGCUUGUGGGAAGCCGUGCUGCAGCUCAAACCGGGCUCAGUCGGUGCUGAUGACGAUUUCUUCCAGCUUGGUGGCGACUCCGUUGACGCUAUGAGGCUAGUUGCGGCUGCAGGAGACGUUGGUCUGACACUGACAGUCGGUUUAAUCUUCCGUGUGUCGCAGCUAUCGAAGCUAGCUCACGAGGUUGAGGUUGGAGGCGGAGCCUCGAAAGACGCCGCGCCGGACACCAUCGAACCCUUUGCGUUGCUGGAGGGCGCUGAUGACCGUGACGACCUGAUCACACAGGCAGCACUUCAGAGUUCUGUGAGCCCUGAAUCAAUCCAGGAUGUUCUUCCAUGCACACCGCUUCAGGAGGGUCUGAUGGUUCUCGGUGCCAAAGAGCCUGGAGCUUACAUGGCGCAGCAUAUCUUCCGAGUUGAGGCGAACGUUGACAUAAGCCGACUCAAGGCAGCAUGGAAUGCUGCAGUGGCAGAGUCUGACAUUCUUCGAACGCGAAUCGUCUAUCUUGACGGUCAUGAAUCGCUCCAAGUGGUGGUGGAUGAGGAGGUCACGUGGCACGAGGAGGAGGGCGAUCUUUCUGACUACCUCACACGCGACAAGCUUAUCCCCAUGGACUAUGGCGACACUCUGAGUCGCUUAGCUCUUGUCACUAAUGCCGAGGAUCACGAGUCAAAGUUCCUCGUGUGGACCGCCCAGCAUGCUAUCUAUGAUGGCUGGACCGUUGGACUGCUUAUUCGCAGGAUCGAGGAAGCCUAUCACCAGGGUCCAGCCGACCACAGAUCAACGUCGCCAGCUAUGGUGCCUUUCUCCCGCUUCAUCAAGCAUAUUUCGACCACCGAUCAGCUCAAAAGCGAUCACUACUGGUGUCAACAGUUGAACGGUUGGAAUGGUGCACCCUUCCCCAAAGUUCCUUCAGACAACUACCAAGCCAGCACGAACCAGACUGCCCAGCACAGCUACCAUUUGCCCAAGUCAUCCGUGUCCGGGAUCACAUAUGCUGCAAUACUUCGUGCAGGGUGGGCCACGACUCUUUCGCGUUAUACUGGCUCAGAGGAUGUAGUCUUCGGCUCAGUCCUUUCUGGACGCAAUGCGCCUGUCCCAGGGAUCGACCGGAUGAUGGGCCCGACGAUUACAACUGUGCCGUUGCGUAUCCAUGUUGAUUCUCAUUCGUCUAUUUCUGGCCUUCUGCGACAGAUUCAGCAGUCAUCAACGGACAUGAUCCCAUUCGAACAAGCCGGUCUGUACCGUAUUCGAUCCCUCUGCGAGGAUGCGCAAGAGGCAUGUCGAUUCCAAAGCCUGUUGGCCGUCCACCCUACGCGGAAGUCCACCGGCGACAUCGACGAGAAUGGUGUGCUUGUGGCACAUGGCACCACAGCCGGCGUGACUGGGUUUCAUACCUACCCGUUGGUUGUGGAGUGUCGUUUGGAAGAGGGCACAGGAGAGGUUUUGCUCGAGGCGCAGUACGAUGACGCUAUCCUAUCAGACUGGGAGGUGUCUCAGAUACUCCAACAGUUUGCUUUCACAACCCAAAAGCUAGCUCAAGGCUCCGAAGUGCCAAUCGGUAGGACGGAUCUUCUCAGCCCGCAAGAUGCUGCUCUCCUCCAAGGAUGGAAUGCCUCGCCUCCGGAACCAGUCAGGCAAUGCAUUCAUGGAAUGAUCCAGAAAGAGGCCCAGGCCCACCCAGGCACUGUGGCUAUAUCUGCCUGGGACGGAGAUCUCACCUAUCACGAGCUGGAUGCCCUUUCAGCUCGCCUCGCAACUCAUCUCUCAGGUCUCGGCGUUGGCGUGGGAUCCAAUGUACCACUGUGCAUCGAGCGAUCGAAAUGGGCUGUUAUCGCUAUUCUGGGCGUUCUCAGAGCUGGAGGCGCAUUUGUUCCUCUCGAUUCUGAAGCCCCGAUUGGUCGUGUGCAACAAGUGGUUGAGGCGACCGGUGCGAAGUGCGCUCUGGGCAGUUCAGGCAGAUGCAGCCUUCUAGCAGGCGCUUUUGAGAGGGUCAUAGAAGUCUCUGAUGCCGCUGCUUCUCUGUGGCAAUCUACAGAGUGCAUCUUCCCUUGCAUCAACGCAACAGAAGUAGCGUAUAUCAUGUUCACCUCUGGCAGCACAGGAAAGCCUAAAGGUGUUGUGAUGAGCCACCAAGCGGCAAGCACUAGCAUCAAGGCCCAUGGCAAAGCGAUGCACUUUAGUCCCAGCACUCGAGCUCUACAUUUCGCCUCACUGGCCUUCGACGCUAGUAUAGCAGAGAUUCUGACCACUCUAGCACACGGCGGCUGCGUUUGUGUUCCAGAUGAAGAGCAAAGACUUAGCAACAUCGUCGAAGCAAUCCGUCAGUACCGCGUCAACUGGGCCUUCUUCACCCCGUCAGUCAUUAGCCUUAUCAGCCCUAGUCAGGUGGCUCCCUAUCUCAAAACACUGGUCCUGGGCGGUGAGGCAGUCAAGAGGGACAAUGUCAAGACCUGGGCGGAUCAGCUCAAUCUCGUCAACGGCUAUGGACCGACCGAAGCUUGCGUGUUCUGCGUGACAACUCCUCUUGAACUCCAGUCACGGGCAGAUACUAUCGGAAAGGCUGUCGGGUCACUGUCAUGGGUAGUCAGCCUUACCAACGAGUCGCAUCUGGCAGCAGUAGGUUCGAUCGGCGAGCUCUGGAUCGAAAGCCCACAGCUUGCCCACGGCUACCUCAACAACAGUUCGGCGACAUCUGCAUCCUUCGUUGUCGAUCCGCCUUUCUUGCAAGGCUCACAAGGACGCCUUCUGUACAAGACGGGUGAUCUUGUGCAGUACAACAAGGACGGCACGUUACGGUACGUGGGUCGCCGAGAUAGUCAGGUCAAGAUCCGGGGCCAACGCUUAGAGCUCGGUGAAAUUGAGCACCAGCUCUGUACGCAAGACCUUGUUGAAGCUGGUCUGGUCCUGUUCCCUAAGAAGGGACCAUUGAGCGGGAAGCUGACUGCAGUCAUCUCGCUCGUUGAUGAUGGUGCUCAGAGCCAUGACGAGCACAGGGUAGGGUCCAAGGAAACAAAGGACGAUGAAGGAACAGCGGAUAAAGACGGGGCUCUCGACGUCGGGCUCCAGCUCCUCCAAGGUCUUGAGGAAGACGCUGCACGAGCCAAGACGCUGAAGUGCCAACAACAGCUGCUCCACUUGCUGCCAUCCUUCAUGAUACCGGCAGCAUGGCUAGUCGUGGGUUCGAUCCCACUGACUACUUCGGGCAAACUAGAUCGCGUUCGAUCCCUUCAGUGGCUCACAGACAUGGACCAAGACACAGCGCAGGCAUCGCUCCUUACUGCAGGCGCGACCGAUGACAACACUCACAACGACAAUCCUGCUGCAAAUCCAGUCACUUUGAUCGAGGAGUCACUGCAACAAAUCACAGGCGAGAUACUGGGUCUUCCGGCUUCGCAGGUCUCUAUGACCAGGUCUUUCCUCAGUCUAGGAGGUGACUCUAUUACCGCAAUGCAAUUGGCAUCGCGUUGCCGCACAAAGGGACUACGGGUCACUGUGCAAGAGAUCCUUCGUAGCUCAACCUUAUCACGACUGGCACUGCUCGUCGGCGUUGUGGAGCAAUCGAAUGUGCCGCGCAGCGAGCCUUUCGACGCACCCUUCGAAUUAUCCCCAGUGCAGCAGCUUUACAUGGCUCUUUGUAAAGAUCAAGAUGUCCAUGUCGCUAGGUUCAACCAAAGUAUCUUCCUUCGAAUCCGACGUCGAAAGGAGGCAAGCGAUGUUGCUCGUGCUGUGAAGGCUCUCGUCAGCCAUCACUCCAUGCUGCGUGCGCGAUUCCACCUUGAUAAUAAGGGAGCUUGGACUCAGACGGUGACCGGAGAGAUUGAGUCCUCGUUUCUCUUCAACACGCACAGUGUACCCGAAAUGCAGAAAGAAGCGGAAGCAUUCAUCGGACAGAAGAUUUCGCAUACCCAAUCCCAGAUCAACCUCAGAGCCGGUGCUGUAUUUGCAGUGGAUCUUUUCGAACUCCCCGAGAGCAUGUCAACCAAUGAUGGAAGUCAAUUGCUGUUCCUGACAGCUCAUCAUAUGGUCGUUGACCUUGUUUCUUGGCGUAUUCUCCUCGGUCACCUUGAGGAGCUUCUCGAAACUGGCAAGCUAUCUGCAGAGCGGCCGGUCCCCUUCCAGGUAUGGAACAAGUUACAACAUGACUACUCUCAGGAGAACUUGCAACCCGAGAAGGCGCUGCAGACUACUCUGGCUCCGGCACAACUAGACUACUGGGCACUUCAAGGCCAGAACGUCUGGGGAGACACUGAAGAGACUAGCUUCACACUCAGUAAGGACAUCACGGACCUUCUGCUGGGCAAUUGCAAUAUUCCUUUCAACACCGAACCGGUGGACAUGUUCACCGCAGCCCUCCUAUAUGCUUUCAAGCAAACCUUCCAAGAUCGAGAGCUGCCAACAGUCUUCAGCGAAGGUCACGGCCGCGAACCCUGGGAUUCUAGCAUCGACAUAUCAAGCACAGUUGGCUGGUUCACGACAAUGCGUCCUAUAUCUAUACCGACUCUCAAAGAGGACAACUUGAUCAAGAUUCUGCAGCAGGUCAAGGACGUACGCCGCACGACACCUAGCAACGGCUGGGCAUACUUUGCCAGUCGUUUCCUGAACCCUCUUGGCCGUGAAGCUUUCGGGCUUGAGGGCGAGGCCGAGGUCAUCUUCAACUUCCUCGGGCGGUUCCAGCAAUUUGAGGCCCAAGAUUCUCUAUUCCAGCAGGAGCCCCGAAUUGGUGGCCUUGCAGCUGCUGACAUGGGUCCGGAUACCCCUCGCAUGAGCGUGUUCGAUGUGUCCGUUGCUGUGAACAACGGCUGUGCUCACCAGAGCAUCUCAUACAGCAAAAAGGCUAACCAUGUACCUCAGAUCAUCGAAUGGGCUAACAAUUACCAUCAGGCCUUGGUCAGCCUAGCCGAACUCCUGCCCAGUCGACAAAGGGAAUUCACAGUCACCGAUCUUCCCCUCUUGAAGCUCACAGAAGAGGACCUCCAGAGACUGGUCGAAGUCAAGUUAUCGGAUGCAGGUAUUCGCAUUGAAGAUGUCGAGGAUAUUUACCCUUGUUCUCCGAUGCAAAAGGGCAUUUUGUUGAGCCAGACCAAGAACGCCAGCCACUACCAGACCGGCUUUGCAUUCGAGGCGACGACUACAGACGGCAGCAAAGUCGACACCACCCGACUCGCAAAUGCAUGGCAGAGAGUGAUAGACCGACAUGCCAUGCUACGCACGAUCUUCAUCGAACGGGUGACAGCAGAUGAGAUAUUCACACAAGUCGUUCUCAGUCAAAGCAAAGCCAAGGUUGUGAUGUCCUCCAACAACAACCUUGCUGACGACAGCUCCAGCGCAAUCGCGCAACCAGACCAUCUACUAUCCAUCGCAGAGACGGCAGAUGGGCGUGUAGAGUGCCGUCUUGAAAUCAAUCACGCGCUUGUCGAUGGUGCUAGUAUGCCGCUUAUUUUCAACGACCUUGCGCAAGCCUACGAAGGUCGACUCCCCGCCAGUCACAACGCACUAUACCGCGACUACGUCACGUAUCUAUCGGAGCAGGAGCAAGAGUCUUCGCUCAAAUACUGGUCCGAAUAUUUAUCUGGGCUUGAACCCUGCCAUUUCCCUCGACUUUCCGAAACCAUCAGCGAUACUGCAGAGCAGACACCUCAACUACAUACAAUCGCUCUCGACACCAGGGACGUUGUAGCAGACGUGCAGGCCUUCUGUGUAUCCAAUGAGGUCACAGUCUCCAACUUGAUGCAUGCUGCAUGGGCGAUAUUGUUGCGAUCUUACACCGGCUCAGAAAACGUCUGUUUCGGCUUCCUAACCUCCGGGCGUGACGUCCCCAUCCAGGGCGUCGACGGAGUCGUUGGGCCUUUCAUCAAUUUACUUACAGCUAGAUAUGCCGCGGACCCGAGCACGGACGUGAGAACCUUGAUUAACGCGAGCAAGUAUGCAUAUUCCAACGGACUACAACACCAGAAUUGCUCGCUCGCCAAGGUCCAGCACGAGCUGGGCCUCGCUGGCCAAGCGCUGUUCAAUACGGUCAUGUCUGUUCAAUUCCAACCAGGCGAGAAUAAUGCACCCAAGCAGCAAGUUAUCUCUUUCCGCGGUACCGGGGGCCACGACCCCACUGAGUACGACAUUACUGUCAACAUUGGUGUUCACGCCGGGAUGGUAUCUGGAAACAUCAAGUACUGGACUUCUGUCCUGCCAGACAGCCAGGCCACAAGCAUGGCUGAGUCUUUCGUUGCCAUCCUACGCAGCGCUACCCAGAGUCCAGAUGAAGCCAUCGCGAGGCUUCCCAAGAUCGGUCUCUCAGAUCAGAAGCUUCUCACGCUGUGGAACCAAACGCUUCCUCGCCGCGAAGACGGACCAAUCCACCGGCUCAUCGAAGCCAAAGCGUCCGGUAACCCCGAAUCGACAGCUGUGUGCUCGUGGGACGGUGACUUGACAUACGCCCGGCUCAGCGAGCUAUCCUCCCAGCUCGCUCAUCAUCUCAUCAGCCUCGGUGUUGGUCCGGAAAUUAAGGUUUUGGUGUGCAUGGAGAGAUCUUUCUGGACUCCAGUCGCACUGCUCGCGAUUCUCAAAGCCGGCGGUGCCUUUGUGCCUCUGGACCCCAAGCUGCCAGAGAAAAGAAUGCAGGAGAUUGCCCGCCGUGCCGAAGCCACUAUUGGUAUAGCUGAUGGGAUUACCAGCCCUAAGGUUAUCACUUCAGUCCAGACAGUGUUGCAGCUGUCUCAUGAGCUUUUGGCCACCCUUCCUAUUCACGAUGGAGCUCCAGCAACAUCCGCUGUGCAGUCGACGAAUACUGCAUACAUCAUUUUCACCUCAGGCAGUACCGGCGUGCCAAAGGGUGUUGUGAUUGAACACGCUACUGUUGCCUCGAGCGCGCGAGCGCAUGCUCUCUCAAUGGGUAUCAAUGCCGAUUCGCGCGUCUUCCAUUUUUCGUCUCUCGCAUUUGAUGCAAGCAUAGCAGAGAUCCUCACUACCCUAACCCAAGGAGGCUGUAUUUGUGUGCCGUCAGAGACUCAACGGCUUAGUAGCACUGCUGCUGCCAUGACAGAAUUCCGCGCCAAUUGGGCAUUCUUUACGCCUUCUAUGGCGGCAACUCUGGACCCGAAAGCCUUGCCUUACCUCAAGACUCUUGUUCUGGGAGGAGAAGCAGUGACAAACAAGAAUAUCAAGGACUGGGCCGGAAGUGUGUCGCUGCACAAUGGGUACGGUCCUACCGAAACAUGCGUGUUCUGCGUUUCAACUGUUCUUGAGCCGUCGGCACAUGCACAGCCUGUUCUUGGACGUGCAAUCGGCAGCGUGGCAUGGGUUUCUGAUGUGGAAGAUGCGAGUGCUCUGUGUCCUAUCGGUGCUAUUGGAGAGCUUCUGAUUCAAGGACCCAUCGUAGGGCGAGGUUAUCUCGGGGAUGAUGAAGCCACAGCCAAGUCCUUCUUACCCCCAACUACGAUCCCGUCUAUUAGACAGCUUGAGAGCCACGAUAGGGUCUACAAGACGGGUGACUUGGUGCGCUUCCGCGAAGACGGUUCACUGAUAUAUGUCGGACGCAAGGGCAGCCAAGUCAAGCUUCGAGGACAACGCAUCGAACUUGAGGAGGUGGCGCACCAGAUCGAAGCUGUUUGGCCAGAUGUCGAACGGACAGUUGCAGAGGUCAUCAGGCCAGUUGAUCGAAACGAGGCCCAGAUGCUCGUUGUUUUCGUACAGGAGCGACAGGCGGCUUUCGGGAAUGAGGGGCCUCAACAAGCAGCAGAGCCAGACCAACCAGAUUGGCUGACUGGCGUGUCAACUGAAUUCGCUCAGCGAGCUACGCAAGUACGAGCGCAGGUGGCCGAGUCGAUCCCUCACUACAUGAUCCCGCAGGUCUUCAUCCCCGUACGUCACGUGCCUCUCUCAGUCAACGGCAAGGCCGAGCGAGCCAAACUCCGUGACUGGGCAUCCAAGCUCGGGGCAGACAAGUUAGCACAAUACGGACAAAAGCAGCGCGCCGAAACCGUCCGCAAGCCGACAACAGACGCCGAGGUCCUCCUGCAGGGCUUCUGGGAGGAGGUUCUCCAACUCCCUGAGGGCUCCGUUGGCGCUGACGACCACUUCUUCCAUCUGGGAGCAGACUCGCUGCACGUUCUACUACUGCUUUCGGUGGCCGAAAAGGCGGGCAUGUGGGCUACCAUGUCGAGUGUUCUGGGGACGCCGGUGUUGAGUGAGAUGGCAUUGAUCUUCCGUAAGCAGGACGAUGCUUUGCCAACGGGUGUGGAGGUGAAGCCAUUUGAGAUGUUUGAUGACGAUGGAGAUUUGGACUUGGAGAUGAGCGAUGGUGAUUUUGAGUUUUAG